AUGUUAUUAAUUUCUUUCAUCAUCGCACGAUACUUUCCAGCCAUCCAAUAUUUGAAAGACAAGCCAGCUGGUUCUUUUGUUAUUCGCAACAGUGCAACCUACCCUGGAGCUUACGGGCUGACGUUGAAGGUGUCUCAGGUGCCAGAUAAUGUACCGCUGACCACUGGUAAGCCUUUGAGAUACCAACUUGUUCGACAUUUCAUAAUCGAACCAACUGCAAAAGGAGUUCAGUUGAAGGGCUCUCCAGUUGAACCCGUCUUCGCCAGCUUAUCUGCUUUCGUCUACCAGCACACAAUCACCCCACUCUCGCUGCCUUGUCAGUUGGUUCUACCAAAUAUCGAUGGUACGUUAGAUGUGUGCGUUUGUUCUUUUUUUAAAAGUCCAACAGCAUUUUUGUUGAUGUUACAAACAGAUUGCAAUGUGCUGUACAUCGAUAGUUUGGAUAUGGAGAGCUUGACGGGACCAGAUGCCUUGCAGAAAGCACUUGAUGUCAUUUUUGCUAAGGGGUCAGCCCUUCCAAAGACAAUUCUUGUGAACAUAGCCGCUUCGUCACAAGGCAUCACCGUUACUGAUAACGAGCGCAGAAAGUUCUUUCGAUACUCUUACCCACUGAACAGCAUAACUUACUUGGGAUUAGACAAUCAGGAAGACAAAUGGAAAGUCGCAGAUUAUGAUGGUCAGGCCAGGGCAUGUGGAAGAGUAUUUGGAUUUGUAGCGAAGAAAUCAGUUGGUGGAACGGAUAACGUCUGCCACAUGUUCGCAGAACUUGAUGCCAGGCAGAACCCUGCGCAGACCCUCAUCGAGUUCAUCACCACCAUCAUGAAGAACGAAGGCAGGCAAGUGACCAGGACGUGAAUGCAAGGUACGACCCACCCAGAGAACUGGUUGAAGAGGAGCGACAUACAACGUGCCAAUCAAUGUAGUAGUGUUCUCGUGACUCCAUCCAUUGCAAUGGGAUGAACGAUUGUACAAAUAUUUAUUCAUUCAUCUCCAUUCAUUCGCAACUCCUUGAUGUAAUUGGAAUCUAUCCUUUUGGGACUUUCGUUUUGUUUGGUUUUCAAUGCAUUUUUCUCAAUUAUCUAUAAAUAAAUAAAUUAAUUAAUUAAUUACUUUCCUACGUUUCUAACAACUGUAGAUUCGUAUUUCUCCCAUUUUUUUUAUCAUGUUUCAGUUAAUAUAACAUCAACAAAUGCUACUACUAAUAAUAAUUGUAAUUAUUAUUAUGAAAUAAUAUUAAAAGUUAAUUAUAUCGACACAAGUUAACAGAGGUUAAUUAAUAUAACAUUAGACGUUUAUCUCAAGUGCUUCAAUUCAUGAUGUUGAUGGGUGUAUGUAUGUUUGGAUGUAUGUUUGUUUGUUUGUAU
Helobdella robusta is the source of this 1364-nucleotide messenger RNA. RefSeq lists its product as hypothetical. Gene Ontology annotation, molecular function: protein binding. Lineage: Eukaryota; Metazoa; Annelida; Clitellata; Rhynchobdellida; Glossiphoniidae. The transcript is spliced from 8 exons. The coding region runs from base 1 to 855 and encodes 284 amino acids. The record is from RefSeq and is a predicted model, not a curated record.